AUGCCCUUCUCCACCGCUAUUGCCCGCCCACUGCAACUCGGCACUCGUGUCUUGCAGUGGGUUAGUGCUGUCAUCGUCAUGGGCUUGACUUCACACUUCAUCCGACAUGGUCCCCGUGGAGAGCACAUCCUGUACCAGGAAGUCAUUGCAGUGCUCUCGGUCGUCUUCUUCAUUCCAGCCUUCAUUUCACCAUUCCUACCUACUGUGCUGGGGAGAUUUGUCCUCGCCAUCGAUGUCAUCUUCUCCUACCUCUGGUUGACUUCUUUCAUCUUCUCUGCUCAAGACUAUAGCACAAGAUGGUGCUACUUCUCCUCCCCAUCUGGAGUCGGCUGCAACCGCAAGAAGGCUAACGAGGCAUUUAUCUUCUUGGCUUUGUAUGUUUCCCCGCUUGACGCUACUCGCUUUGAACAUAAGCCAAAGCUAAUACAACAUCACAGCAUCUUUACGUUCAUCGGCAUGUUCCUGGAAGUCGCUGCCCUGUGGGCUCAUCGCAGGCAGACCAACGUUACCCGGCAAACUGCUGUUGAGGACAAAGAGGCCGGACCUCGCCAGCCUCUUGAUGCACCAGCUGCAACUCCCGCUGGCGCUGUAUAA
Molecule: messenger RNA, 594 nt
Organism: Penicillium soppii
Lineage: Eukaryota; Fungi; Ascomycota; Eurotiomycetes; Eurotiales; Aspergillaceae
Product: MARVEL domain-containing protein
Exons: 3
Coding region: 1-594 (197 amino acids)
Cellular component (GO): membrane
Source: RefSeq, a predicted model, not a curated record